Messenger RNA from Epinephelus moara (kelp grouper), 7676 nucleotides. It is a transcript of the gene map3k9, whose product is annotated as mitogen-activated protein kinase kinase kinase 9. The transcript has 11 exons. Gene Ontology annotation, molecular function: JUN kinase kinase kinase activity; ATP binding; protein binding. Bases 254 to 3409 code for a protein of 1051 amino acids. Gene Ontology annotation, biological process: protein phosphorylation. The record is from RefSeq and is a predicted model, not a curated record. NCBI's taxonomy places the organism in Eukaryota, Metazoa, Chordata, Actinopteri, Perciformes, Serranidae.
GUGCAGGAUUGUGCAUUGGAAAUCACCAAGCUGGAGCCGUGUGUUUGAUAGCAGCCAGCCGCGACUGAGAGACAGACGAUGCUGCAGAACACUGCCUUUUUCCUGCAGUGUUUGUGUGCGGGAUUAGCCGCUACUUAGCUGUGUGUGUGGUGUGGUGUGUGUGUGUGCAGACGCAGGGCGCUCCGAGCCGCCAGCCAGCCGCGUCAGGUGGAUGCGCCUGCAGUGAUCCAGGUCGCCCCUAUGGAUCGCGUCCAUGGAUGUCUUCAAACCCGCUUUGGACAAUAGUUUGAGUCCUAAGGCGUGCGUUUCCUCGUCGGAAGAAGCAGAGGCAGAUGUUUUUCGCUGGCCCACACCGGAGAAUGGCAUCAGCGCCGCGCCGGAUGCGGCACCCGCAGCACCGGGCUUCUGGACCGCCGUGUUCGACUAUGAGGCGACUGCGGAGGACGAGCUCAGCCUGCGGAGGGGGGACGUGGUGGAGGUCCUGUCCAAAGACUCCCUGGUGUCGGGGGAUGAGGGCUGGUGGACCGGCAUGAUCGCAGACCGGGUUGGCAUUUUCCCAUCCAAUUAUGUGAGCAGCGGAGCUGGCAUUCCGGAGGAAAUCCGGGACACCUCAGAGCAGCAGUUCCCGGUGCCUCCUCUGCACCUCCUGGAGAUUGAUUUCUCAGAGCUGACCCUGGAGGAAAUCAUCGGGGUGGGCGGUUUUGGAAAGGUCUACCGCGCAGUGUGGCGGGGCUCAGAGGUGGCAGUGAAGGCAGCACGACGGGACCCUGACGAGGAUCCAGAGCAGACCUUGGAGAGCGUGCGUCAGGAGGCCAAACUGUUUGCCAUGCUCAACCAUCCCAACAUCAUGGGUCUGCUGGGGGUGUGUCUGCAGGAGCCCAACCUGUGUCUGGUCAUGGAGUACGCCCGGGGUGGGCCCCUCAACAGGGCCCUCGCUGGGAAACGCAUCCCUCCGUGCACGCUGGUGGACUGGGCCGUGCAGAUCGCCCGGGGAAUACUCUACCUCCACAGUCAGGCCAUCGUCCCCAUAAUUCACAGAGACCUCAAGUCCAGCAACAUCCUGAUCCUUGAGAGAGUCGAGAUGGAAGACCUCAGCAACAAGACUCUGAAGAUCACAGACUUUGGGCUGGCCCGAGAGUGGCACCGCACCACCAAGAUGAGCGCCGCCGGCACCUACGCCUGGAUGGCCCCCGAAGUCAUCCGCUCAUCUACGUUCUCCAAGGGUAGCGACGUUUGGAGUUAUGGCGUGCUGUUGUGGGAGUUGCUGACAGGAGAAGUUCCAUUUCGGGGAAUCGAUGGCCUCGCUGUAGCUUAUGGAGUGGCAAUGAACAAGCUGGCUUUGCCCAUUCCUUUGACCUGUCCUGAGCCUUUUGCACGUCUUAUGGAAGAAUGCUGGAGCCCAGACCCUCACGCCCGGCCGCAGUUCACAAGUAUUCUGGACCAGCUGACGGCCAUCGAGGAGUCUGGCUUUUUUGAGAUGCCAGCAGAGUCUUUCCACUCUCUGCAGGAUGACUGGAAACUGGAGAUCCAGGAAAUGUUUGAUCAACUGAGGACCAAGGAGAAGGAGCUGCGAUCGUGGGAGGAGGAGUUGACCCAAGCGGCACUGCAGCAGAAAUGCCAAGAGGAGGCGUUGAGGAGGCGCGAGCAGGAACUAGCCGAGCGGGAGAUCCACAUCCUGGAGCGGGAGCUCAACAUCAUCAUUCACCAGCUCUACCAGGAAAAGCCUCACGUGGAGAGCAGGCAGGGCAAGUUCCGCCGCAACCGCCUUAAACUGAAGGACGGGAACAGGAUCAGCUUGCCUUCAGAUUUUCAGCACAAAAUCACAGUGCAGGCGUCUCCCUCACAUGAUCGGCGGAGGAGUUUGCUCAGUAGCAGCUCCAGUCCUCCGAGCAGUCCGCCGAUGCUGCCCCGCCUGAGAGCCAUCCAACUCACCCCACGGGAGGGAUGUACAGCCUGGGGUCGCAGCACAUGUUUUCUGCAGGAUGAAGAGGAGAGUGAGAGGAAAGGGUCCAGGAAAAAGGGCAGAUCCCGAGGGUGUGGCCCAUACAGGGAACACAGCGCUGACGCAAGUGUAAAGCCUCCCCAUGAAGGCAGCAGGCAGCGGUCCUGCAGCGCCCCGAACCUUCGCAGAUCCCCGAGACACAGUCCAGCAGUGCCUGGAGUGCCAAGCCUUGUGGAGAUGGAAAAUGAAGACUGCUGCUUCACUACUGAGCCAGGAGCAGCUCCUGGUCAGUCCUACCUCUGCAUCCCCUUCCAUAAGGAGGGUAACGCUGCUGCUGCUGCUGACGGUGAUGGAGAUGAGUACUGCCCCACCGGCCAGGUUCCAGGAACGCCGCCAUGCAAGAAGAGCCCCGGUGGGGGACGGCGGUCUGAGCUGGUCCUGCUGGGCUGUGGAGCUCUGCUGGCAGCCGUCGGACUGGGCUGCAACCUGCUCACUCUGGCUCAACCGGAGGAGAGCAUCAAACCACGGUGGGAGGGUUUCUUCCACAGGACAGGGGGCCAGAGGCGGAGUACCAGCCCCCCGACUCGCAGACUGUUCCGGCGGGAAAGCCCGCUGAAGCCCUCAGCGCCCUCGCUGCCUGAGCGCGGCUUGCCCUCCUCUUACACGCUGCUGUCCUUAUCAUCAGUGUCUGACUGCAACUCCACCCGCUCGCUGCUGCGCUCUGACAGCGAGGAGUUGUUGGUCUGCCGCCCUGCCACACCGCUCAAACAGCAUCCUCUUCCUCCUCUCUCACAGCCUCAGGCCAUCCAAACACCGGUCAACCCGCUGGUCAACACCCACCUCGAAAGCUUCAAGCGCAACCCCCGACAGUCUCUCACACCCACACAUGUACCAUCUGCUCCAAGUUCCUCACGUAGCCUGCGUCGAAUACCAUCAGAUGGGGCCAUCAAGAAGAGCUGCCUCCCUAAUAAUCUGGAAACAUUGCCAGAAAAAACUGCAUUAGAGAACACAGGUGGGUUUAGAGGUGUAAAGGAAGACCGUCCUGAGGUUCCCCGACUUCCUGAUCCAAAUCUUGUGUUCCCUCCAACUCCCCGUCGUCGCUGUGCUCCUGAACGCCCAAAAACUCUUGACUUUGUGGCUCGGCCUCGGCCUUCACCAAGGGCACGCUGUGAUGUGUUCUGGGCGGACGCAAGGCCCAGGGGAAAUGGACAAAACCUUGGUAAUGGUGAUUCCCCUGCCCACACUUCCAGCACAGAGACUCCUCCAACUGUAGAGUUUGGUAGGGACCCCACAGUGCUGCCCACUCCCAUGGAGGCCCCGACGCCCUACUCCCCCCGCAGGAAGGGAAACCUGUUGGACCAGCUGGAUGAGGGACAGUGCCGGGAUGGAACCAUCCCACUCUGCAGACCAGAAAUCAGCUUUCCCAAAGACUCACCUUUCCGCUACAGACCUGGAUUCUGGUCCUAACUCAGCCCCGGCCCUUCACCGGCCCAACACAAGGAGGGGACUGUCCCUGCUGUUAGCCUUUGGAUUCUUACAGGUCUGGGUCAGUACUGACAGAAUGAAUCUGUUCUAGCUUUAAUCAGUACUUAAUGGGGACGGCUCACCUUUCCCCAUCUAUAAUAUUGUUACAAAAUUACAGGAAAACAUUUGCUGUGAAUAUUUUACCUUUCUGACAUUUGUUGUAUUGCCAUUUGUGAUAACAAUCCCCAAAUUUGUCAUCUAAAACUGCAAACACGAAACGGAACAGAAUAACCCUUUUUCUUGAGUUCUCGCUAUACAAAAACCCUGUCAUUUGUCAUUUUAAGGUUCUGUAUGUAACUUUUUUUUUAUUUUUUUUUUACCAGUAUUAGUUUUUUAUUGCCAAUGGAUGAACAGGUUGGAAACGUAACUUAUAAAACGAGACUUACCCUGACUUUAUCGGUUGCCUAUAACAGCCUGUGGACUAACUUUUAUGUAAAGGACUUGGGCCAAUUUUUUUCCGAAAAUCCAAAGAAUGUGACAUUAAGUGUGCUCCCGAGUGCCUUUCCUUUUAUUUAGCUCUGCUACAGGGCUAAUAAUGUGCAACAGUAGCUAACGUUAAUUGAGAAAUGAAGUCCGCUAACAUCAACAAACAACUGGCACCCACCAAAACAAAGUGUCCACAUAUGUUUCCGUUACAUUUUACGGUGGCAGCCUGGCAGAGACAGACCUUCACUUAGCCCCCUGUAGCAACCCCAAUUCAGCCAGAGCAAGACCGUGUACCAAGGAUCUGAUCCCAGACUGCCUCGAGUCCACCCAGCUCACUGUUAACCCCAGGGUUGGGGUUUAUGCUCGUUGAAUUUAAAUUGCUACUGUGGCUAAGUUCUGAGCUGCCAGCUACUUUAUCAUACCAUCUCUAUCAUAAUGUCAGUCCCCCUCAGUACUAAAAAGAAAUUUUAAUGUUAGACGAAGCGCUUACAUGUGAAAUACAUUGUGAUAUUGUUGUUUUAGCUGGCUAAUGUUAGCCAAUGUUAGCUUGCUAACAUGGACAACUUACUAGCAAGGUAACAUAGCAAAAAUACUGUCUUGGGAGAUAAACAUCAUGUACAUCAGGACUCCAGGGCUGAUCUGGCUGGUAAAUUGGCUAUAUUGCCGUUUGCAAAUUACUUUAUCAGCCAAUGAUAAGAAGCAACCAACGCCAGAUCAAUUGGUUAGGCCUACAGCUAGCUGGCUAUCUUAGAUUGCUUGCUAACGUUAUUGCUAGUAAUAUAGUAUCUGAGUGUUUGUGUCAGUUGGCUAGCUUGCCAAUUUACUUCUGCUAACAUGAUACAUGAUAUUAACUUAUAUAUUCUGAAAAUCUGUCUUGGUUUAGUCAACAAUGAAAGGUGUAUGGUGCACUUUCUACUAGUCAAGAGUGAUGCAGUGACGGCCAACUGUAACGUGAGCUAACGUUAGACAGCUAGCUUAUAGUUAACCCAUUCUACAUAGUGGCUUGAAAUGUCAGAUGAUAAUGUAAUUUGCAGAUGGCAAACUACUUAAUAUGAUGCAAUCACCAGAGGUAAAAAGCCAACAUUAGGCAAUAAACAAAUUACACAAUGGUUGCAUGACAUCCCUACUGCAAUGGGGCUGUAAAUGACGCAUGAUGAUGUUCUGUAGUCUCAUUCAGCCACUUGUUAGCAACUAUCUUUUUUAAGACACAGAAGGGGCCGUACACAUGCUGCAUCUGUAACCGAUAACAACUGGCAUCUAACCAAAAAACGAUUCUAAAAACCCUCGAAGAGGGAACCGAGAGGACGAAAAUGCUUACCCAUUUUCCGGGUUUUAGGACUUUGAAUCCUAGGAUAGCAAAGGAAUGACGCACCUUGCUCUUCCUAUGAUUGGUGAAUACUUGUUGCCUUUGUUGGUUAAAUUGGUUAGAUUUUGGCAAGAGGAGUGGGAAUGGUUAGGGUAAGGGUAAGAAUGUCAGAGUAAGCCAGUCAGAGGCAGACGUUCGCUAUCAUCUGAUUUCGCAAAUUCACUCCUGGGACACUCUAUGGUCCAAGUAAAAUGUGGGAACAUUGCAGAUAGCAAUUUUAUUCUAAAUAUGAUUAAAAUGUAUUUUCCAGCCUUGUUUAAACAUUAUGAGGCCAAUCACGGUCAGUCUUGUGUUUGUCACUUUUUUGGCCGAUGCCCAGGUGCUCGCUCGUGGCUACCGAGUACGAGCACCGCAGUGGGAGUAACAGGAUGCUAACUGCAGUUCAUUUAACGGCCUCAGAGAGAGGGGUGUCACUAUAAUAACAAGGAUUUUCUGAAAGUUACAUACAGAACCUUUAAGAUGUAAAUGUUAUGUUUGAAAAUAAACUGAUUAAUGGCUUGAUAGGCGUUGACAGUUUCACAAAGCUUUACUUUUGUUUCUUAAUUUCAAGCUUGCGUUAAAGAUUGUGCAUUUUAAUGAAGUGCACUUUUUGGAAAGCAUCAUGAAUGUAAAGCUUCAGGUUUUUUUCCAUCGUCAAAAAAAACAAAAACACUGUCUCUGUUUAUUUGUAAUUUGUUGUGUUAUAUGAACUCAUCUGUAUAACUCAAUCUCCUGUGCUAGUGGCUGAAGGAUUCCUGUUUCGUACCGAGCACCUGUCAUCACCAAUCACUAGUACACAGUAAUUUCCCAGGGAUGGGGGAUGCUGUUGUAUAAUAUGAGCACGUCUUUGCAUUAGCAACGGUCUUGAAACGGUGUCAGUACAGUAAUGCCUGACACCGUCUCGAGCUUUGUACGGUCAACUGAACUAUUAAGAAGAAUGUCACUGCUGCUUGGGUUUGAAUUGGGACCGAAAACACUGUCAGGAAAUCACGACCAAAUAUAUCGAAGAGCUCAUUCAUUCCACAUUGAGUUCGUUCUUUGUUUGUGACCCUGUCAGUGUAGCUUGUUUGGAUCCCAACCCAUCAGAGAAAUAUUUCUCCAAACUAAAAAGGGAACUUUGUAUUUGUAACUCUGUAAAUUGCCUCAUAAAUUGUUGAUCAAGAUAGAAUGAGGGAUGUAAAGUAUGUAAGCAACAAAAUGCACGAGUGUUGAGUGGCUCACAGGUGAAGCAGGCCCUGGUGGCAUGUGAAAGCUCAUUCCUGAUUUAUUUUGCUUUAUUUAUUGAUUAAUUUAUUUUUUAUAAUUAAUUAUAUUUGCCUUGAUUUUUGACACUCGUUUAUGUCCGUGAUUGUUCAUAGCGUUAAAUGUGGCUUCAAACAAAAUACAGCCACAUUUCACUUGUUUCAUAUUCAUAUGUAUGUUUCACACAUUUUAAAUAAUUUUCAGGUUGUUUUUUAACAUCUUAAACAAGGGUGCAAGUAGUUUUAACCCAACUAGAGAACAAAAGCUGACACGAUUAGUUGAUUAAUCAAAAUUCUAAUAGUUUAAGUCAUUUUUUAAGUUAAAUAAACUAAACAUAUCCUGGUUUCAGCAUCUCAAUUGCGAGAAUAUGCUGCUUUUUUUUGUGUGAUCUGAAAGUAAACUGAAUUUUUGGAGGUUUUGGACUUGUCUUGGAAAAACAAGAAAUUCUUGGGCUUUAGGAAAUUGGGAUGGGUGUUAUUUAAUUGAGAAAAUAUUCAUCAGAUUAAUUAGUAAUAAAAAAGAAAUUCCCUAAAUCCAACUGGGCUAAACGCAUGCAAACUGGUCUGUGCACAUUGAUGACUUUUUGUUAACACAUUUUGCCUGUGUUUGUCUUGAAUGAACUGGGGUUGAUAUUAUUUUCAAAUAAUUAUUCCGUUUUUUUUCUACCCUCCAAGACGAGGAAACUCACAAUAUUGGCGAAAGCACCAGGUUAGUGGUGCUGUCAGUUGUGAUAAAUCCUACCCAUCAACUGUCAGGUAAAAAAAAGCUAAUUAAUUAUUAGUUAUUUGAAAAUAGAAACCCUGACUCUGGUCUUAAUGCCUGUUUCUCUCAUUUCAUUUUCAAAUGUUAAGUGACCUCUCAGCCUGGAGGACUGUGUCCUCUGAGAUUUGAUCUGUCUUUAUCCCGAGUGUGACCCGAUGUACAUGUAAACGUGAAUGCUUUUUCUCCGAGGACUGUGCAGAAUGUGAUCAUGCUCUAUGUACACACACAGUAUUUCAACUACAGGUGCUAGUUGAAACAAAGCUCUCUUGAAUGAGGUGUAGCAAGCCAAGGUGUCGUUAUCUGUCUGAAAUGUUACCACGAAUAAGCUGAUCUUAACUGUUGCUGAUGGACAUUGUUCAGGUUGGGAAUAAUACUGUUACUGACUGACUUGUAUUUGCACUGGAACACACUGAUUUGAGUAAAAUCAUAGUAAAC